AUGUCUUUCCACGACUACAGCCACAUCUCCGCGCCGCCUCCUCCACCGCCUGCGAACGCGCCUCGACACGGACAAGCCCUCUCUGCGGGCCGCGCUGCUACCGUGCGACCGGGCAUUGUCACCCAAGCCGCUGCUUCUGCGCAGCUCCAUGGCCCUCUGCACACUCCGGCGAGCGCGACCUCCUUGAGCCCCUUCUCCCCCUUUGCCAACAACACGCCCUCGCCGUAUGCACCCUCGCCGGCCGCCAGCUCGCCAAUGGCUGCCCCGUACAAUCCGCAGCAGUGGAGAGGCAGCGGGCGACCAGGUGUGCAGUAUGCGCCUCCGACCCAGAUGACCAUCAGCCCGCCGCGCCCACAGGACCUGUCGGGACACGAGGAAGCCAUGCCCUCUCCACCGCCGCCCUACACCCCCGCCCACGCCCAGAACCAGAACAUCUCGCAGGCCCUGAAUCUGUCGCCCGCCCACGCCCAGAACCAGAACAUCUCGCAGGCCCUGAACCUGUCACCCGCCCACGCCCACGCCCACGCCUUCGCCCAGAGCCACCCACCCCCACCACCCCUACCGCAGUCCACCACGCCCUCCUCCUCGCGCACACCUCGGAGCUUCCAAGGCCGCCCGGCCUCCAUAGCCAUACCGUCCAGCUCGGCUCCCAUGGCGACUGCAAACCCUCACUUUGCGCCGCCUCCUGUCGCUGGGAGAGAGCGAUCCUCGUCCCGUGGCCUGUCCAACAAGUUCAGCUUCUCCAACUUCCGCAGCAGGAACAACGACCACAGCCCUGCGCCCAAUGCUAUCGAGUCGCUGCACAUGAGCACCAACGACGCGCUCCAGCGAGGUGAUCCAGGCCCAGUCUCGCAGCGCAACUUUGCUCCGUACACGCCCAGUCCUGUAGACCGACGGUGGAUUCCAGAUACGCAGUCACCCAUCAGACCACCAAACUCUCGGAGAGCUGCUUCAGCCGGCCUCCUUGGUCAUGGCACCGAAACCCGCACACCUAUCGACGAGACGCCGCCCAAUCUUCAGUCAAGUUGGGGGCCAGGCAUGCCCCUACCCCCUCCACCACCUGGCCCUCCACCACCUGGCCCUCCACCACCUGGCCCUCCACCACCUGGCCCUCCACCGAGUAGCUCGAGGUCACAAAGCGUGGGGCCCGGUCAUGAUUCGGACCGCACACCAGGAUAUCCUUCGGCUCCCCCGACGCGCAGACCAGGGCAAACUACCCUCGGGCCUAUCCCACCAACGCCUAUGGGGUGGGAGGACGAGCCAGCUCCAGCUCCAGCUCCAGCUCCAGCUCCAGCUCCAGCUCCAGCUCGGUCGUUAGCAUCAAAUGGCCUGCACAUCGACACAAGUCCGCAGACCUGUCGCCACCACGACCGUAUCGUGCCACCUCUAGAAACGGAGAAUGAGUCGACCAUCUCGGGACCUUCCAUGACCUCACAUUCAGGAUCGACCAGUACGCUACCAAGAGCUCCCAGGCGCGAGGGCAGUGCUCGAGGGAGCAUCCGGGAACGCAGGGAAGAAAGUCGUGCUGCACGUGAGCGGCGCGCCGAACCUAGCAACAAUCCCUGGGCGCAAGACCUAGAGCCGUCCUCGGCGAAGCCUGCGAAUUUGGACCUGGCUUCACCUGAAGGCGGCCUAUCACGACGUGGUGCCAUCACAAGAGGUACUCCUCGCAGCGGCGGAGCGUUGAAAUCACCAAGAAGCGCGCAUCUGUAUGAUGAUCCAGGGUCUGCCAACUCCACACCACGAAUCAACACGCACCCGCGAGCUGUCUCUGGCGCUGCCCCUACACCGCCUUUCUCGCCAGGUACGGAACGCCUUCCUCACAAAGUCCCGGCAGCCUUUCCCGCCAAAGCCCUCCCCACACCUCCGCCACAUUCUGCUGAGGAUGAGAGAGGUCUGACAACACCAUCAGGGGUCGCGAAUCGUUCGGUCUCGCAAACGUCGUUGCACUCUGUCUCAACACCACACGAUCCAUCGCUUCGCACACCGAAACCGACAGACCGCGAUACCUUUGCUCAGGCGUCGAUCGAGCGGCAUCGAGCCUUUGUCGAGAAAGAGAUACAAGCCGAAAAUGAUGAGGAAAGAUUGGAACUCUUUGCUGAGUUUAUAGUCGCUGAAUCGAGGUUUCGGCGAGAUCGGUAUUCCGGCGCUUUUGACGCCAUGGCAGGCGAAGUCAUGGACCUGACCAGAGACCUGUGGCGUUCGAACAAGGCGUCUGGACGAAGAGCCAUCACCCCAAGCAACCAAGUCACUCCUUCCCUACCAAGAAGCAAGCGCUCUGGAUCAAUGUCAGCCGAAUCUCCAGAUACAAGGCCUUCUGACUCGGUUCCCACAACAGCUGCAAGCCCGGCGUCUUCCCGUGGGCAGUUUACUCCACAAACCGAGCCUGCGUCACCUUCCAGCGCAUCGAGCCAGAGGGCGCGUGAUGCUUCUUGGAGCAACAACUACCAUCCUUCGCUAUCGCCCAUCCCAAGCAUGGCUAUGAGCACGGUCCCAGACGAGGAAGAUUCAAGAGGACGUUCUGCAAGCCGCUGGUGGGAGAGCGACGACGGAUCGCAGGGUGUUGGUGGCAGGAGACUAGAGAGAAGCAAACGCGAAUCCAAGUACAUGGGUCUAGUGAUGGAGACGCAAGAAAGCUUCCACCAGGAUGGCCGGGAGCAGCCUACCCCGAAAUACCGUGCAAGUUCAAGUACCAGGCCAGCCUACGGAGCAGACGAGUACCCACCUGAGAAGGUCGGUUCCCAUGACGGCAAAGGAAAGCAGCCGGCAUCAUGUGAUUACUUCCCACCUCCAACCCCACCAGCAGUCGAUCCACAUAAGCUUGAUGUGUCCAGGCUCGUCACGUUGCCGCCUCCUUACCCACGGCAUCAUCCCGCUGUCAAUAACAACCACCCCGAACUAGCCUCCAUACGCAGCAGCCUGCGAACACUGUCAGAUCUUGGGGAUGUGAAGACGACCAAAGCUAGCUUUGAAGCGAAGACAGAAGCACGAAAAGAGUCGGAGAGUGCCUCGCUGAACGACCGACGAGCGCAGUUACGGUACAAUAUUCAAGAGAAUCUGCGAAACGGUCAAAUGAGCUUUCAAGAUGCAGCGAAAGCUGACGCAGAGUUCGAAGCCCGUGAGCAUCAGCGUGCCCAGGAAGUUGUUCAGAAUAUCUUCGACAUGUUCCAGGCCGAAGUUGCGAACACCCUCCACGCUAUGUUCUGUGAGCGCGUCACAAAGGUGACAGCAUCGAUCGAACACCUGAAUGGACGCUUGUCCAGCGAGGCGCAGGAGCUGAACCCAAACCAGACGCAGGAGGAAGGCGACGAGAAGCCGGAACUCCUGGAGAUGCUUACGUUGCUGAAAUGGCUGUUCGAGCUUCGGGAGCAACUCCACAAGGAGCUGUUCGAGCUCGAGAACGAGCGCAACGACCUGUAUCGAGACAUCAUCGUUCUGCCCUACGUUCAGACAAAGAAUGACCAGAAGGUGAAAGAAGCUAACGAUUUCUUCCGCCGCGAUGCCCAAGAUCGAAAGGUGACGUAUGAGAAGGAAAUCCUCAAGCGCUACGAAGAGUUCCUGGAAGUGAUCGAGCGUAACGUUACCCGGGGUGUCGAGACGCAACUUUCGGCCUUCUGGGACAUCGCGCCCGGUCUCCUGGCCAUUGUACAGAAAGUGCCGCACCGACUCGACGGUUUUGGAAUCUUGAUCCCAGCACAGGAGUACAGCGAAACCCCAGCGUACCACGAUUUCCCGCUGCAGUACCUCUACACACUGCUUGCGCAUGCAGGUCGCUCAGCGCAUCAGUUCAUUGAAUCCCAGAUCAACCUCCUGUGCCUGUUGCACGAAGUCAAAACAGCAGUGAUGACCGCCGGCUCGCGCCUUCUCGAGACGCAGAGGCUGCUGGAAGGCGAGGAUCUAGCAGGUGUUGGGCACGAGAUGAAAGCCAUCAGAGCAGACGAAGAACGACGUCUGACCGAUGACCUGAAAGAAAAGGUCGGUCUUGUAGAGAGCCAGUGGAAUGAAGCUCUCGGCCAGGGCUUGAAGGACUGCAAGGCUAAAGUAGAGGGAUUUCUUACUGAGCAAGGAGGUUGGGACGAUGGUUUGAGCGAGUAG
Ascochyta rabiei is the source of this 4095-nucleotide messenger RNA. RefSeq lists its product as uncharacterized. The record is from RefSeq and is a predicted model, not a curated record. The coding region runs from base 1 to 4095 and encodes 1364 amino acids. The transcript has a single exon. Lineage: Eukaryota; Fungi; Ascomycota; Dothideomycetes; Pleosporales; Didymellaceae.